AUGAGUAUAGCCACGCUGGAGCCCGCGUUGGAGAUGCCGCUGGAGCAGAAUGCCAAAUACAAGCAGUUAUUUGACAAGUUGGAUGUGCUGAAGCUGGGGAAAAUCUCGUUUGAAGAUUUCGAGAAGGCAUUGGCUCGGCUCAACCACCCUAUCCACGACGACCCCGCGAUGGUUAAAACGGUGUUCCAGGCAUUUGAUUGCAACAAUGACAAGGUGAUUGAUUUCAGUGACCUAGAGAACUAUCUACAAACCACUGAUGAGCAGAUCCGCGCCGGGUUUAUGAAGAUUGACCGUGAUCAAGACGGCAAGCUCAACCGAGACGACUUUACCAACUAUUUGCGCAAUACCCUAGCUCUUGAGCCGACGCCAGAAGAAGUCAACUUUGUUUUUGAACAGAUCGAUACCGCGAAUCAAGGGUAUAUCACCUACGAUGAAUUCCGUGACUUUUUGUUACUUAUGCCUCGACUAGACGGGUCGCGGGUGAAGACAGCAUUUACAUUUAUGGCCGAAGAACUUGAUCUUUCUCUGGAUGGUGAAGUUACUCUAAUAAAUCACUUCUUGAACGGGUUUGGCUAUUUUUUGGCUGGUGGGCUUGCCGGGGUGGUGCUGAGAACGGCAACGGCACCAUUCGACCGUAUCAAAGUGUUUUUAAUUGCUCGUACUGAUUUACUGUCAACUGUAUUACACUCAAAACUGGAAAUUGAGAAUACAGCUGCGAAGCUGACACUGAUGCUCAAAGAAGCUCGCAAACGCUUGAGUCAAUCACAAGGACUCAAUAUUUCUCUGGUUCAAGAGCACCCCCACAAGAAAACAAUAAGAUCACCGAUGAUUCAGGCAGCCCGUACUAUCUGGAAACAGAGUGGAUUCCGCGGAUUCUACGUGGGGAAUGGGUUAAACGUUUUUAAAGUGUUCCCGGAACUGGCAAUGAAGUUUGGUCUGUUUGAAGCUACUAAACGAGUUUUCGCUCGAGCUUUGGGCCUUGAAGAUACCCUGCAGUUGUCCAAGUUUUACACGUACUUGGCAGGGGGUAUCGGUGGGGUGUGUGGUCAAUUUACGGUGUACCCUAUAGAUACCCUUAAGUUCAGAAUUCAAUGCUCCAAGCUUGAUUCGAGAAUCCUGGGCCAUAAACUACUUAUUAAGACGGCCUCUGACAUGUACAAAGAAGGGGGCAUUCGGAUUUUCUACCGGGGCAUUUUGGCGGGGGUGUCAGGCAUUUUCCCUUACGCCGCGCUUGACUUGGGAACAUUCACCACAACAAAGCGCUGGCUUAUUGCCCGACAAGCUCGUAAAGAAGGUAUUUCUGCUGAGGAGGUGAAAUUGCCUAACUACAUGGUGUUGUCGUUAGGGGCGGCCCUGGGGUCGUUUGGUGCGACGGUGGUAUAUCCGAUCAACUUGUUACGAACAAGAUUGCAGGCUCAGGGGACCUAUGCUCAUCCGUACACGUAUGAUGGGUUUUUCGACGUUUUGAGAAAAACAUUAGCUCGUGAAGGUGUACCUGGGCUCUAUAAGGGGUUGGUGCCUAACUUAGCUAAAGUGGCUCCUGCGGUUCUGAUCUCGUACUUCAUGUACGAAAACUUGACUAAAUUAUUUGGUCUCAAAACCACCAACUGA
Molecule: messenger RNA, 1611 nt
Organism: Diutina rugosa
Lineage: Eukaryota; Fungi; Ascomycota; Pichiomycetes; Serinales; Debaryomycetaceae
Product: Ca(2+)-binding ATP:ADP antiporter
Exons: 1
Coding region: 1-1611 (536 amino acids)
Biological process (GO): transmembrane transport
Molecular function (GO): ATP transmembrane transporter activity; calcium ion binding
Source: RefSeq, a predicted model, not a curated record